CUUCAUCGCCUGGAAGAAGGCCCCAGUACCACCACGGUGAUGACUCGAGAGGAGGGUCUCCAGUACUACAAGACAAUGCAGAUAAUCCGACGCAUGGAGCUGAAGUCUGACCAGCUGUACAAGCAGAAGAUCAUUCGUGGCUUCUGCCACUUAUACGAUGGCCAGGAGGCUUGCUGCGUAGGGCUUGAAGCUGCCAUAAAGCCUACAGACCAUGUGAUAACAGCUUACAGAGUUCAUGGCUUUAGCUAUACACGAGGAGUGCCUGUUCGAGAAAUUCUCGCUGAACUCACAGGUUUGUGUUGGGUAAAAUGAGGAUUUGC
Messenger RNA from Nestor notabilis (Kea), 320 nucleotides. Its product is annotated as pyruvate dehydrogenase E1 component subunit alpha, mitochondrial-like. The transcript has 2 exons. The record is from RefSeq and is a predicted model, not a curated record. Bases 40 to 312 code for a protein of 90 amino acids. NCBI's taxonomy places the organism in Eukaryota, Metazoa, Chordata, Aves, Psittaciformes, Psittacidae. Gene Ontology annotation, molecular function: oxidoreductase activity, acting on the aldehyde or oxo group of donors, disulfide as acceptor.